Molecule: messenger RNA, 941 nt
Organism: Umbelopsis ramanniana AG
Lineage: Eukaryota; Fungi; Mucoromycota; Umbelopsidomycetes; Umbelopsidales; Umbelopsidaceae
Exons: 2
Coding region: 72-794 (240 amino acids)
Source: RefSeq, a predicted model, not a curated record
GCCAGGCCGUCUUCAGUUCUAUUCUCGCCGGUUUCUUUUUGCUUGAACUUUUUCAACUCUGCAAGCUUAAGAUGCAUUCGUAUCAUUAUGCUCCUGCUUUAAUGGCCGUCUUUGCCGCUUAUGCUCGCGGCGAUAUCAUAGGAGAUGCUCUUAACAACAUAGAUGCUGCAUAUGAUCCUUUUGAUGGUGGGGAUACCACAACAACCAGUUACAAUGAUGGUCAAUAUACACCAUUUACUCCAUCUCCUACAGAUACUACCACAGAUUAUGGAAGUACUACAGAUACAUCUACGGAUACACCUACAGACACACCUACAGACACACCUACAGAUACACCUACAGAUACACCUACAGAUACGACCACAACAACUACUGAUACUCCAACUGAUACGCCAACAACAACAACAACGACAGAUUUUUUCAGUACUACCACAACAGACUCCUUCUCUGUACCCACCAGCAGUAGCUUCUCAAGCUUUACUAGCAUGCCUCCCACAACAUCUUUCGUUCCUACUUCAACGGAUCUGUUCUCGAGCAGUUCAAUCGCCUCCUCCAGCACAGCUACACCUGCUCCUACCGACUCUGCUGGCGGUCUAAGCACUACCCAGAAAUCGAUUAUCGGCGGUGUUGUAGGAGGUGUUGGUGGCGCUGCUGUGGUGGGAGCAGCGGCCUUCUUCUUACUCAAGAGACGAAAGACAGAUAAAGGAGAUCUGGAGGUUUAUCAACCUGAAAAUGACUUUGACGAUGACACCUAUCCACAACAUGGCGGACGGCCUUAUUCAGACUAUGAUUAAGGGUCUCAAAACGGCCGACUUUGCUUAAGGCUCAAACCCUUUGACUGGUACUUACUAUUUAAUGAGCGUCCUCCUCGUGUUUCUCCAUUCUAUUGUACCACCGUUUGUUACAUAUGCCCCUUUGUAUUAACUCUCCUCUACACUGAG